Molecule: messenger RNA, 393 nt
Organism: Perkinsus marinus ATCC 50983
Lineage: Eukaryota; Perkinsozoa; Perkinsida; Perkinsidae
Exons: 1
Source: RefSeq, a predicted model, not a curated record
GUUUGGUAGAUGAAGGUGGACAGAAGCUGAACAAAUGGGUCACAAGUGGAGUAGAAGGUGUCGAUCCCAAAUCGGGUCUCAACUUCACUGCCCUCGCUCAGACUGGUGUGAUCACUAACGCUUGGGUUCUCUAUCUUGACAAGGAUCACAAACAGAUUGUGAAGCUCUUGGGAAUUAACACCUUCGAGAAUGAUACAGUCUAUCUCGAGUCCAACGUCACCCAUUGGGAAGAGCUCGACGAGGCAUUAACUUUGGACGUUGCCAUGAAGGAUAUUUACCAGGCGUAUGAUAUCUUACAGAGCCACAACCGGGCACCAGCGAAGGAUGAGGCUCCGGAACUACGUGCGGCUAUUGGACAAUAUCAAGCCCAGUCGACGGGAAUUCUUUUUCGAG